Molecule: messenger RNA, 1115 nt
Organism: Paramuricea clavata
Lineage: Eukaryota; Metazoa; Cnidaria; Anthozoa; Malacalcyonacea; Plexauridae
Source: the annotation of a GenBank genome assembly
AUGGAAGUAGAUACUGGUGCUGCAGUUAGUGUAAUGAAUGAGGAUACAUAUACAUUAUUGAAGAAAAAACACCCAAACCUAGAGCUGAAGGAAUCAAAGGUAAGGCUAAAUACCUAUACGGGAGAGCAAGUUAAAGUGUUGGGUCAGCUGGAGACUUCGGUGAAGUAUGAAGAUCAAGAAGGCGUAUGGCCUUUACUAGUCAUAACAGGGAAGGGCCCUAACUUGAUUGGCAGAAAUUGGCUUCAAAAGAUUAAAAUAAAUUGGAAGAAUUUAUUUCAGUUAAAAGAGGACAAGAAUACCUCAGUCAAAGUUAAUAAGGCAAGACCUGCUCCCUAUGCAUUGAGGGAAAAAGUAGAAAAGGACUUAGAAAGAUUGCAAGAAGAGGGAACUAUAGAGCCUGUCCAGUUCGCAGAUUGGGCAGCGCCAAUCGUACCAAUCGUUAAGGAUGAUAAGUCGAUAAGAAUUUGUGGGGAUUAUAAAGUAACUGUCAACCAAGCUGCAAAGUUAGACAAUUACCCGAUUCCCAAGGCAGAAGAUCUUUUUGCGACUUUAAGUGGUGGAGAGAAAUUCACCAAGCUCGAUAUGAGUCAAGCCUAUCAACAAAUCUUAUUGGAGGAUGAAUCAAGACAAUAUACUACCAUCAACACACACACAAAGGACUUUUUCAGUACAAUCGAUUGCCAUAUGGAGUGUCCUCGUUCCCUAGGAUUUUCCAGCGUACUAUGGAAAACCUACUGCAGGGGAUUCCUUUCGUGGUUGUGCGAGUGGAUGAUAUUUUGGUCUCUGGUUCGAAUGAUGAGGAACAUUUAGCAAAUUUAGAAGAAGUUCUAAAACGGUUGUCAGAGCAUGGGUUACGCCUAAAGAAGAAGAAGUGUGCCUUCAUGGUGAACGAGGUGGUGUAUUUAGGCCAGAAGAUAAAUAGCCAAGGAAUACAACCAAUCCAAGAGAAAGUCAGAACCAUCACCAAUGCACCGGCACCGACAAAUGUGUCUGAAGUUCGAUCAUACUUGGGAAUGAUCAACUAUUACCAAAAGUAUUUACCAAAUUUAUCAACGAUUCUGGCACCACGUACUGCACAGCCUGUUGGAAAAAGGGAAAAGUUGGAAAUGGAGUGA